Messenger RNA from Aspergillus bombycis, 3642 nucleotides. Its product is annotated as YjeF-related protein N-terminus domain containing protein. The record is from RefSeq and is a predicted model, not a curated record. Gene Ontology annotation, cellular component: P-body. The transcript is spliced from 7 exons. Gene Ontology annotation, biological process: deadenylation-independent decapping of nuclear-transcribed mRNA; protein folding; protein peptidyl-prolyl isomerization. NCBI's taxonomy places the organism in Eukaryota, Fungi, Ascomycota, Eurotiomycetes, Eurotiales, Aspergillaceae. Gene Ontology annotation, molecular function: mRNA binding; peptidyl-prolyl cis-trans isomerase activity; ubiquitin-protein transferase activity. The coding region runs from base 1 to 3642 and encodes 1213 amino acids.
AUGGCUUCCGAAUUCAUUGGAUACAACGUUCUUGUGACGCUGAGAACUCCGCCUAAUGCAACUGCCCAAGGCGUCGUGGCCAAUGUCAUAGGACAACGUCUGAUGCUGCGGGAUGUCGCACUUUCGUGGAGCCCCCAGAAAUUUCCCACAUAUUUCAUUGAAGCUACCGACAUUGCCGACCUCUCUCUUGGACCAAACCCCAAUGCGCCCUCGCAUAAUCAGCAGCCAGGCAGAGAGAGCCAUAAUAUAGCCCGUGCACCCCCUGUGGUACCGGCACAACAACCAUUUGUUGACCCGGCCAUCUUAAGCUUCAGCAAACCAUCUACUGAGCAAUUCAGCCAGGGCCCAAGACCAGGAGGGCCGCAGCUUCAACCCGCUCCGAUCGACCGAUUGAGCUCUCCAGCUUCUCAGAAUAUCCAUCCUCCGCAUCAGGUCCAGCGUGAUCAAUCUGCAGUCCUUACGGAACCGUUCAGCAACUUGGAGGUGAAUGUAGAUGGCAGAGUAAAUGAGCCUCACAAUGCGUCUCAGGGAAACGAGUUGCAUGGGUCUGUUCCUGCAGGCAGUGAUGAGUUUACAACUGCACAACGCUCUGCCAGCCAGGUCAACCUAAAGGGUACUCGUCGCGUUGGUCAGAACAAAUCCCAGCGUUCAGGGUUAACGCCUGUUAAUGAGCAUGAUGGCGCGGCGAAUACAAACCCGAAGACCCGAGGGUGGCGUCAGACUGCCUUUGUAGAGCCUGCUAGUCCACAAAAAUACAGAGAAAGAGAGCCUAACUCACGGCGUCGGAAGAAGAAGAACCGCGGCUCUUAUGCGGAGGAUCCCAAUGGUUGGGCAACAGAAGAUGCUACCGACAUUCAAGAACUGGGUGAUUUCGAUUUUCAAAGUAAUCUCUCCAAAUUCGACAAAAGAAGAGUCUUUGAAGAGAUUAGAAAUGACGACACCACGGCAGAUGAAGCACGAUUGGUUAGUUUUAAUAGAAGGGUCCCCAAGCCGGGCACAAACGGAGGGAAGAAUUUGCAUUGGACUGAGAAUGUGCUUGAUAGUCCUCCAGGUAGUGAAACCGGAGACACUGACCAGGAGCCAAGCGACGCGAAACUGAGCAGUGGAAACUACUCAGGACGCGAGCUCUCAAGAGGGUCAGCACGAGCCCAGAGCCGGAAGGGAAGUGGCAUUCUAGGACAACCCCUGGUACCUCCCCAGAUUAACACUGUUGGGCGUGGCCAACUCAGCGCUUCUCGUACUACCAGUCCUCGGCCUGGAAGUAAGGCUUCAGUUUCGGCAUCGCCUAUUAGCGGACCCGGCGUUCCUGGAGCUUCCUUGCGCCUCACUACAACGAAUAGAAGUUGUCCGACUGUGAGCCCGCUACAAGCCCUCGAAGUCGAGCAAAUUGCGGUCGCUGAACUUGGCCUGACUGAAGAUAUGAUCACAGAAAACGCUGGGAGAAGCAUUGCGGAAGCUGCCGUUGGCCUUUUGUCUAAUGAUGCCGCUGCGCCUACCAUGCUUGUGUUGACCGGCAACCAUCGUACUGGCGCAAGGGCCGUAUCUGCUGCUCGUCACCUCCGUAAUAGAGGACACCGCGUGACUGUCUGUAUGCUUGGUAUUGAACACGAAAAUGAAUUACUUGAGAGCUGCCGCAAGCAGAUUGAUGUUUUCAAGAAGAUCGGUGGACGUGUGCACAGAUGGGAAGAUUUAUCAACGCGGCUUUCAACCUCUGAAUUCAGUCCUGAUCUAGUCCUAGAUGCUCUAUUCGGUAUUCACAUAGCCUUUGAUGAUCUCCGCACCGACGAUCAAGCUGUGGCCUUUGAGAUGAUCGCCUGGGCCAACCGAAGUAACCUCGAAGUUCUGUCCGUUGACGUUCCUUCGGGCUUCUCAGCUUCGAGCGGUGAGGUGACCGUAAUGGAGGGAGGCCGGCACCUGAUGCCUAUGUCAACCUGGACGGACAAGCUUUACAUCACACAUUCUGAGUGGGCAUCGGGUGAUUCGUACUCUGCGAGCGCCGGACAAGGGGGGGCGAAAGGAGGAGACAACGCACCCUUCAAACGCCUUCCUUUCAAUUUCUGCUCUCUUUCACUGCAGCCAUUCACCCACCCGGUUUGCACGCAUUCCGGGACAAUUUUCGACCUCACCAAUAUCCUCCCUUGGAUCAAGAAACAUGGAAAGAAUCCGGUAGACGGUACACCGCUGAAAAACUCCGACCUGAUUAAGCUCAACAUCGCGAAGAAUGAAUCGGGUGAUUACGUCGACCCAGUAACCUAUAAAGUCUUGACGGAUAACACACACAUUGUCGCUUUGCGCAACACCGGGAAUGUCUUCGCUUGGGACACCGUUGAGCGGUUGAAUAUCAAGGGGAAGCUGUGGCGCGACCUCGUCACGGACGAGGAAUUUGGACGCAAGGACAUCAUUACACUACAGGAUCCACAGAAUAUCGAGUCGCGGAAUCUCAGCUCCUUUAAUUAUUUGAAGGAAGGCGAAAGUGUGCCUGGACAAAAAGAGGAAGAGUCCAAUGUUAAUGCCAGCGCAUUGGGAAGUUCGGCGAAAAUCUUGAAGGCAAAGGAGGCCGUGGCUAAAGCCCGUUCGGAGAGAGCGCAGCGAGCUGGCUCUGCUGCUGUUGCCAAGAAGGCUGAUGGUAGUACGACUGCAAGUACUCAGUCCAAAACAGCCUCGUUCCAAUCUGGGAAACCUACACCAUACAAUGCAGCCAAGCAUACUACGGGUCUGGCUGCGGCAUCCUUCACGAGUACUGGUUUAACUCCACAUACCUCUGCCGAGCUCGCGCUCCUUUCAGAUGAGGAAUACAUGCUAAAACGGGGGCGUAUAAAGCAAAAGGGCUAUGCUCGAAUCUCAACUACAUCCGGUGACAUUAACUUGGAGCUACAGACGGAAUACGCGCCAAAGGCCGUGUGGAACUUUAUCAAAUUGGCUAAAAAGGGAUAUUAUAAAGAUGUCACUUUCCAUCGCAAUAUCAAGGGCUUCAUGAUCCAGGGCGGAGAUCCCUCGGGUACUGGUCGAGGUGGUGAAAGUAUCUGGGGUAAAUACUUCAAUGAUGAAUUCGAGGGACCUUUGAAACAUGAUUCCAGAGGGACUCUCAGCAUGGCCAAUAAAGGCAAGAAUACGAAUAGUAGUCAGUUCUUCAUUGCGUACCGUGCUCUCCCACACUUGAACAACAAGCAUACUAUUUUCGGUCAUGUAAUCGACGAUCCGACUCCUUCGUCCACCACCCUAAACAACUUGGAAACGCACCCGGUCAAUGCAUCAACUAAUAGGCCUACUCCAGACAUUCGCAUCACAGAUGUUACCAUAUUUGUGGACCCCUUUGAGGAGUUUUUGAAUCAGAAAAAGGCGGAAGAGACGUCAGGGAAGAAUACAACAGCCGAUUUAACAGAAGAAGACGGGAAAACUCAGCAGGAAGAUGACGACCAAGUUACUUGGACAGGCAAAAGAGUGCGCGGCCCAGGCUCUUCAGGAGCUGGCGGCGAUGCUUCGAGCGGAGUCGGAAAGUAUUUGAAGGCUGCGUUGGCUAAUCAAGCCGCUCAAGAAGAGGAUGAAAUCGUGGAAUUUGUAGACGAAGAGGCUGAGCCCGAGCCGAUGCGGAAGAAGUUCAAAAGCAGGGGAGGGUUUGGGGAUUUCAGUUCGUGGGAUUGA